AUGCGCUUUGAAGACGGAGGCUCAGCGGUAAUUCGGUUUCCGUGUCUCGGUGCUUCGAUGUUCCCAGAAGAGAAGGUGCAGCAUGAAGUUGCGGUAAUGCAGUACCUAGCGUUUCAUACCAGUUUGCCUAUACCGCAUGUUCUACACUAUGGGGAUGAGGAGGAGAGUCCGUGUGGUCUGGGGCCGUUUAUUAUCAUGGAGCAUAUCAGCAAUGAGGGAAAUUUUAUUGAUUCUCUUAAUAUACCCGGCCGCUCAAGUCAGGAGAGGCCGAUUCUGGACCUCAACGUCUCGCAGGAGUUGCUCGAGUGUGUAUAUGGCUACAUGGCCGAUAUCAUGCUUCAAGUCUCGAGGCAUUCAUUUACGGAGAUCGGGUGUAUCGCAAAGGCCAACGAGGAGGAUGAAUUUGAUGAUACAUGGGUGGUAAAGCAUCGUCCACUGACGCUUAACAUGGACAAGCUUGUCCAACUAGGCGGCGUUUCGCCGGAUCAGCUUCCCACGGGAGCAUUCAAAACAGCAUCCUCUUACUACCAAGCACUAGCCAACAUGCACAUGAUACAUCUGUCCUCUCAGCGCAACGACACUAUUGAGUCUGCGGACGAUUGUCGACAGAAGUAUAUCGCAAGAUGCCUCUUCCGGAAGAUCACACGUGAAUAUCAGCUUUGUAAGGAUGAUGCUGGUCCAUUUAAGCUGUUUUGCGAUGACCUCCGACCAGGAAACGUCCUCGCAGGGGUUAACCAUCAGCUGACUGGCGUUAUUGAUUGGGAAUUCACAUACGCGGCUCCCACUGCAUUUGCGUACAGUCCUCCGUUCUGGCUCUUGCUUGAACUACCAGAGCUCUGGGAGGAUGGUCUAGACGACUGGAUUGAGAAAUACGAGCAGAUCCUGCCGACAUUCUUGAAGGUGCUUCAAGACAAAGAACAAGCGGCCAUUGAACGGGGUGUUCUGAAGGAAAGUGACCGGUUAUCUGGUCAUAUGUCGGAGAGUUGGGAGAGCGGGGACUUCUGGGUUAAUUAUGCUGCGAGGAAGAGUUGGGCGUUUGAUAUGGUAUAUUGGGCGAAGAUCGAUAGGAGGUUUUUUGGGAUGGGGGAUCUCGAGGAUCGAGUGUAUCUUUUGACGCCGGAGGAAAGGGGAGAGAUGGAGAGGUUUGUUCGGAUGAAGAUGGAGGCUAAAGAAGAAGGCGGCUUGGCUAACUGGGAUGAUGUGAAGAAUGCAUUGCCGCGGACUAGUAAUGACAAUGUAGAGGCUAGUAACAGUGAGAAUUAG
Molecule: messenger RNA, 1263 nt
Organism: Aspergillus chevalieri
Lineage: Eukaryota; Fungi; Ascomycota; Eurotiomycetes; Eurotiales; Aspergillaceae
Exons: 1
Coding region: 1-1263 (420 amino acids)
Source: RefSeq, a predicted model, not a curated record